Aphis gossypii (cotton aphid) is the source of this 2580-nucleotide messenger RNA. Its product is annotated as lachesin-like. Gene Ontology annotation, biological process: synapse organization. The record is from RefSeq and is a predicted model, not a curated record. The coding region runs from base 1158 to 2075 and encodes 305 amino acids. Lineage: Eukaryota; Metazoa; Arthropoda; Insecta; Hemiptera; Aphididae. The transcript has 6 exons. Gene Ontology annotation, cellular component: neuron projection membrane.
GCCGAGCGACGGGCCAGCAGCUUGCCGGCGUUCGUCCCGAGUUUCCGUUGUGCGUCCGUACCGUGUCGUCGCGAGAACCGCGUCCGCGACCGUUUCUGGUCGGGUUUUAUCUCCGUGAAAGAUAUACAAAAAAAAUCGUAUCGUUAUAAUAUCGUAUUGUGUACACGCGACGUUGACGUGCGUACCCGAAACACGUUAAUCCCGGACGAACGGUUGAAACGAUAAAAAUAAAAUACGAAAAUACGAAAAUUGUUUACGAAAUCACGCGCACCCCGUGUCGUCACGCAUAUGUUAUAUAGAUCGUGUUAUAUAUAUAUUUGAUUUUUUCGAUCGAUUAUCGUGUUUAAUAUUUUAUCGACUUCGUCGUGCACAUCGGUCCGGCACAGCGGCAAAAAGCGCGCGUGUCGUGUGCGAUCUCAGUCAUCGCCACCGGUGCGGUUCGUUUCGGGCGCAGUGUACAUAUAUAUAUUUACGCGUAUAAUAUAUAUAGUAAUAACGUAAUAAUAUAAAAAAAAAUAUAUUAUAAUACUGUAGUGUCGGUGUUGUGGUCGUGCGGGAGUGUGCGUGUGCGACGCGAUAUGUCGGCCGACCGAAUCCGUAUUCGCCAACGACGCUGACGAUACGAAACCGACCGGUGAAAAACCGAGGUUUCGUUCCGACCGCUGCAGCAGCGUUACGUCGCACCGUUCGCGUGUCGCGAAUAAGUGAUAUUGAGAAACUCCGACUUUGGCGUCUCCGCAGUAUUAGUUUGCCGCGGGGGGUUUUUUUUUUUGUUGUUUUUUUGCCGAUUGUGCGAGUUAUAAAAUCCGCGAGGAUUUCGGCCACCAUCCAUCCAGUUGCAGACGAAGGAGAUCGUGAAAUUCUCCGCUGCCCAAAGGACUGUCAACAGAACCGGAGAACGGAAAAAUAAACGCGCCCCUUCUAAAUUGUCUCCACUUUGUUGUUUGUUUUAUGCAUUUUCUCUGCUUUGUGCGAUCGAUUCUCAUCGCUAUGUUGACAUUAAUGGCACUAAAAGUAGACUUAAUGUCCUAGGGUAGUUAGAUAAAAAAAAAAAAAAAAAAAAAUACUAAAGAGAGACUAGUCAUUAAAAGAAGAGUAAAAAAUAAGAUUUUAAAAAAAUUUGUAAGCAAGGGGCGCGUUUACUACACUUUAGGAGAAUGUACUCGACAAAAGUAACAGCAAUGACGUUCCUGGUGGCCAUAUUUGCAGUGAGCCCACUUCAGUCUUCCGAAGAAAAAUAUAACCCUCAGCAGCAGAAAAAACAGGUGUCCGAUUUUUUGGUCAGGCCGUUUUUCGACACGUCCGUAUCGUCCAACAUCACCACGCAACUGGGAGGUCAUGCCUACAUGCCAUGCAGAGUCAAGCAGCUCGGUAACAAGUCGGUGUCAUGGAUACGGCGGCGGGAUUCGCACAUACUCACUAUUGAUUGGUUGUUGUUUAUCGCUGACGACAGAUUCCGAAUAUUUCUAGUAGAACCCACGUGUACGUGGACAUUGCAAAUAAAAUAUGUGCAGCCCAGGGACGCUGGCAUUUACGAAUGCCAAAUAAAUACAUCACCUAAAAUGAGCCAUUUGGUUCAGCUCAAUGUCGUAGUGCCAAAGAUUGAGAUCAUGGGCGAGUCGGAUAUCCAUGUGAUGGAGGGCAGCUCGGUGAGCCUGAAAUGCGUGAUCCGGCAGAGUGUCCGGGACCCGGACUAUAUAUUCUGGUACCAGAAUAACAAACGGGUGCUAGACUACGGCAAGGGAGCCAAAGUGAUCAGCAGUGAACGGUUAGACGCCAACACGAUGGUGGCCACUUUGACCAUCAACAACGCUGUGCGGCACGACUCUGGCAACUACACGUGUCAGCCGUCUAACUUGGACUCAGCCAGCGCGUAUCUGCACGUCUUGAACGGCGAACAUCCGGCAGCCAUACAGCGGGGACACAGUUCCGGCACUCAGAUACCCAUCCGCCUGUUGGGGCCUCUCUCAGCCGUGUUGGGACUCAGCUCCAGCCAUUCGACGAGGGCCGCCCUGCUGACGACCGCGUUCGCCGUCGACCUGGUCGUCCGGACACUGUACUCGAUGAUCGUCUAAACAGGCGACACAACGGAAUCCAAUCGAGAGCCUACAGUCGCCGCCGAACCAACCGAACGACUUACAUACCAAAUAAUCAGAAACCCUCCCCCCACAAAAAAAAAAAAAUAAAAACGAAAAUUAUAACACACCGCGUCGCCGACGGAUAAACCACGUCCGAGGGCGUGUUAAGAAGCGUAUCGAUGAAAUGCUCACAAACACUGUGCACGCACAACAUACAAUAUGUUACCGAAAUACAUUUUCCGCUGUGCAUACAUAAUUAUUAUCGCGCACAGACGAUAUGUGUUUUCAUUAUCAUAUAAUAUUAUUAUUCAUUAUUAUUAAUAUUUAUAUUAUAUUAUUAAUACCGUGGGAGACGAGUCUUUGUAUAUAAUAUUAAACUUGAACCGCUGGACUGUCCGUCGGCGACGCGUUCUUUUCCGAACGUGUACAGUUUUUUUACGUGUAUUUACUUAUAACUAUCAUUAUUAUUAUUGAAUGUCUAAUAAAAAAUAUAUAUAUAAAU